AUGUGCGGUCCCACUCUCAAAGAAAAGCUGCUGCGCACCGUUGCGCCAGCUUACUUCAUUUCCCUGGGCUUGUACCAAUUUCUCCUAACGAUCAUUGAUACGGUCACGGUCCAGCAUGAGCCCGGCGUCCUUCUCCAAUUCUCAAAGCUGCGCGAUCGCGCCUUCUCUCGCUUCUGGAUAGCAUACGGCGAAUUCAUGUCGGAAGGAAUGGCUGACGAGGCCGUUGCUCUUAUCGGUUCGGUGCGCGGCACUGUCCUCGACAUUGGGCCCGGCAGCGGUGAUCAGACCGUGCACUUCACGCCGGCGAACCUCACGCGCGUCUACGGGGCCGAACCGGCGGGGCAGCUGCACGACAAGCUGCGGGCCAAAGUCAAGGGGGCGGGCCUGGAGGGCAAGUACACGGUGCUGCACGCCGGGGCGCAGCCUGAGAGCCUGAUCCCGGCGCUGGCCGACGCCGGGCUGUUCAAGAACGGGUCUGAGGGCAUCUUCGACGAGAUCUGCUGUAUCAGGGUGCUCUGCGGCGUGCCGCGGCCAGAGGAGACGGUCAGGGGCCUAUACAAGCUGCUGAAGCCUGGCGGAAGGAUGGUCGUGCAUGAGCACGUCGUGAAUCCUUGGCAGGAGGCGGGCGGCAACUUGGGCUCGAGGGUGCUGCAGACGGUGUACGCGUGGGCUGGGUGGAAUGUCUUUCUUGGCUGCAGCAUCGACCGCGACACAAAGGAGAUAUUGCUGAAUGCUGGGGGGAAGGACGGGUGGUCGAGAGUGGAGCUGAAGAGCUUGCAGACGUGGAGCGUGUUGCCAUACUGCACGGGUUAUCUAGUGAAGAGGGGGUAG
Molecule: messenger RNA, 831 nt
Organism: Lasiodiplodia theobromae
Lineage: Eukaryota; Fungi; Ascomycota; Dothideomycetes; Botryosphaeriales; Botryosphaeriaceae
Product: Phospholipid methyltransferase
Exons: 4
Coding region: 1-831 (276 amino acids)
Source: RefSeq, a predicted model, not a curated record